This is a messenger RNA of Gadus morhua (Atlantic cod), 2635 nucleotides long. RefSeq names its product glucosaminyl (N-acetyl) transferase family member 7 (gene gcnt7). Gene Ontology annotation, cellular component: membrane. The transcript is spliced from 5 exons. The record is from RefSeq and is a predicted model, not a curated record. NCBI's taxonomy places the organism in Eukaryota, Metazoa, Chordata, Actinopteri, Gadiformes, Gadidae. The coding region runs from base 571 to 1968 and encodes 465 amino acids. Gene Ontology annotation, molecular function: acetylglucosaminyltransferase activity.
UUGGGUGGAAGAAAAGACAAGACGAAAGGAAGAUAAAGAUGAUGGAUUAAAAGAAAGAAGAGUGAACAUGGAAAUUGUACAGGAAUAACUGGCACAGUGAGCGAGAGAGAGAGCGAGCGAGAGGGAGGGGGGGGGGAGGAGACUGAUUGAUGUAGUGAGAGGGAAAGAGAGAGAGAGAGAGAAAGAGUGCAUCUGUAUACGAGUGCCGGUAACCAUGCAGGAAGAGUCUAUGUCUCAAGAGGAUGCCGGCAGAACGGCUCGAUCAACGAAGCAACAAAAGGAACAAAUCACAUCGACAAACAUUUGUUCUCUCUCUCUCCGUCCGUCUCUCUGCCUCUGACACAGACGGUAAGCAAAGCUCUACGCUCUGCCAAAACCAAACAAACCUGGCUGGCCUGGCGACUUGGUACCGUCACGUUUGACGUUUGGUAGCUUUUGCUCCCCAUCUCUGCACUUAGUGAAGGAUGCCACCCAUCCGAAGCUAAUUCAGCGCUGGCUUUCUCGAAGGACCCUUUCUAGAAACGGACACCGUAUCCACAAGGGCACGAGAGAGGCUAAUGUUUAACCCCCAUGUCCAGUUUGAGGACCAGAAGCUCCGCUGCACUGCAAGGGUGUUGGACUAUUAUGAUCCCUCUUGGAGGGGCCAAAGGCAGCUUCCUAGUUUGCCUUGGGAUCAGCACUUUGAUCUGUUCCCUAAUCUACUUGAGGGCCUGGACACAGACAGAGUUGCAGCCCCAGGUCGGGGCUAACGGUUGCAGAUCCUUCUCUGAUAGAUGUGAAGCCUUCCUGCCCAGAGUUGAGGAGGGACUCAUAUGGCGUAACCGUGACUGCCAGGUGGACAGUUACAUUCAUAAUAACCAUCUUACUUGUUCGCAAUUGAUUGCUGAUCUACACUUCAUCACAAAACCAUUGAGCCAGGAAGAGCUAGACUACCCAUUAGCCUUUAUUCUGACUGUCCACAAGGAACUACAGUUGCUUCUCCGUUUGUUGCGAGCCAUCUAUGCCCCACAAAAUGUCUACUGCAUUCACAUAGAUGCCAAGGCCCCACAAGACUAUCAACAGAUGGUUCGACGGCUGGUUGCCUGCCUCCCAAACGUUUUCCUCUCCAGCCAAAGUGAGACGGUGACAUACGCAGGGUUCUCCCGGUUACAAGCGGACAUACACUGCAUGAGGGACCUAGAGCAUUCCAAGGUGGGUUGGAAAAAGCUCAUCAAUCUGUGCGGACAGGACUUCCCGGUGCAGAGCAACCUUGAGCUUGUGCGCUACAUGCAGAGCAAAAUGUGGAAGGACCGGAACAUGACCCCUGGGAUCAAGCAGCCUGCGAGCAUGAGGCACCGGACACAACUCCAGCACAAGGAAAUCACAGGGUCCCAUGUGGGCCUCAAAGGGUGGGGCAAGAAGAAGGGUCAUCCCCCCCAAAAUAUGCAACUAUACUUUGGCACAGCCUACUAUGCUCUCACAAGAGGGUUUGUGAACUUUGUAUUGAAAAGCAGAGUGGCCCAAGACCUGUUGGAAUGGUCCAAAGACACCUACAGUCCAGAUGAGCAUUACUGGGCAACAUUGAACCAUCUAAAAGCUCCUGGCAACCACGUUGAUGGAGGAUGGGAAGGCGAUAUACGAGCAAUCAAGUGGCAAGACCAAGAGGGAACAGUACAUAGUGGUUGCAAAGGACGUUAUGUUAGAAACAUCUGCAUUUAUGGAAUAGAAGAUCUUCCAUGGAUCAUCAAAAGGAACAGCAUGUUUGCCAACAAGUUUGAGAGCAGUACAUUUCCCGAGUCCCUGGACUGUCUGGAGCAGUGGCACAGAAGAAAGGUGCUGAGGCAGGCAACAGUACCCAUAGAUCCGGAAUGGCUAUUGGCCGUACCGUAUCCAAUACCCACUUCAAAGACCAACAGCAGUGGUGGACAGGGAAAUACAUUGAAUCGAAGUUUCAGCGAACAUGAAGAUGUACGUGGAUUAAUAGUUUAACAACGGAAAUAUAAAUGUAUACAUCUCACAAAUGAGGAUGGUUCAUAAUGGCACUCUGAAAGGGUGGUUUCAUUUAGUUGUUUUAGCAAAAAACGCUCGACCGCCUAAGCACCACAUUUUCUACUAACCAAGCAGAGUGUGCUUUAGGCUUUUCGGAGGUGCAGGAACUUUGCAUGAGUUGCCUGCAACCAUGAAUAAAAACAAAUAUUUGCAGGGUCAACCUAAGCCCUAUCCUGAAAGAAAAUGGGAUAGAAAAGAGAUAGAAUUUGUGUUGAAAAUGCUUAGUAAAUAAACUUGUAUUUGAGAUUAUCUUUUACCAUUUCAAAAGGUUUGAGGACAAUUAUUCAUUAAGAAAUCUGUCCCCUUUUAACAUCCACCAGGGUGUUGAAGCUUGGUAGACACUCCCACUUGUGAUGUCAAAAACUCAUAGGAUUUGUAAAUGUCUUGUACAGGCUUAUGGCAACUGAAAACAUAUUAGAAGAGAUUUGACUACUAAGAAGUGGGCCCUGACAAUGCAGAGUCAAAGCUAUUCUUACAUUCCAUAGGGGAUUAGUUUUGCCACACCAAGCCCAAACACUGCCAAUAGAUACUGUCGAUCAAAUUAAAUGUCAAAUUGUUUUGUGUUUUCAUUUGUACAGUUUUUAUUAAAAACAAUAUUUUAAUUAAA